GAGAAGAGAAGAGAAGAGAAGAGAAGAGAAGAGAAGAGGAGAGGAGUUUCAGUUCCCCUGAAGGUGCUGGAUAGGGCUGAAAGAUGACCUAGCAGAAAAACAUAAAAGGAUGGAAAAGUGGGGAUACAGCAGGAUAAAUGUGGCUGGAGCCAGUGGAGAAAGAGGUAAUGGGAACUCCAGGGGGGGUUUUUGGCAAGUUCUGUAACACAGAAGGGGCAGUGCAGGGCAAAAAGCAGAAAUUCAAGGCGAGGUGAUGCAGGAUAUUGGAGCAUUCAGUGGAAACCACACCCUGAAACCCCUUCUGUGUCAGGACAAUAGAAUUAUUUCCUAAAAGAGAUGAAGGCAUUCAAAUUAUUUACGGGAAAAGCCCUGGUUUUGUGUUAGCUAAACUGCCCACUUUAAUGAAUAUUUAUAAUUAGGGAGGAUAAAUACCCUGUGCAAAGUCCCCCUGAGUUUCAGGAGCAGGAGAGAUCCACUGUGAGUCCGAGCUGAUAAAGAAUUCCGGCUCUCUGUGUCCGCACUGGUCCCUGUGGCCUCUCCCCUCCAUGGCCCUCCUGGCUCUCACCCUGGCUUUGCUGGCAAUGACCGUGGCCACCACGGCCAUAACGGUGAUACCCCUGGACAUGGCCCUGAACUCCUUCGAUGACCAGUACCAGGACUGUGGCCCUGCCAUGAAGGCAGAGCUGCCGGCCCUGAACCGCUCUGAGUUCCAGAAGAAUUCUCUGUUUGCCAAGGUCUGGCCAAUGGCCGUGGGCAUGCGGAAAUUUGGGCGAUACCCUCAGUACCCUCUGUCAUCUUCUGCCCAUGCCAUCGCCAUCAUGGCCUACACCAUGAUUUACCUGCACAAGGAGUUCAACGACGCAGUGAGAGUGGCCGGACGCUCCCCCCAGGAAUACCGGGACAGCUUCCACUUCAAAACUCUGCAUUUCCUGCUGACCGACGCCCUGGCCACGCUGAGGGACUUUCAGGGGCGACAAUGUUACUGUGUGUUCCGGGGGGUGGACCAGUACAAGUUUGAGGCAAAUGUUGGCGACACCGUCCGGUUCGGUCAAUUUGCGUCGUCGACGCUUUGUGAAAACGUUAUCCAUGAUUUUGGGACAACCACGGUGUUCAAGGUGAUCACGUGUCACGGUGCGUACAUCAGGAACUUCUCCUUAUAUCCCGGAGAGGAGGAGGUGCUGAUCCCGCCCUUUGAGAAGUUCAAGGUCAGCAAAAUCAUUGAGGGAACACAGAAUGUGCAGAUCCACCUCGACUCUUUUGGGACCUACAGCAGAUACAACUGCGAGUGGCUGAAAGGUAAGAGCAUCCCCAGGGCCCCUGCCACCUCAGAGGACUCCUCUGGGCCACCACAGUUCAGGCAAAGGGCACUAGGAUCCUCUGGGCCGCAAAGCCACCAAGGUCACGAAGAUCCCUGUAGUCACUGUGGCAACCACGAUCACCAAGACCACCAGGACAGCCAGAGAAACAAGGCCACCAAGACUACCAAGGCCACCACUACCACUAUGGCUGCCUUGGCCACCAUGGCCUCCGUGUGGUCACUGCGGUCACCACUGGCACUGUGA
Molecule: messenger RNA, 1562 nt
Organism: Oenanthe melanoleuca
Lineage: Eukaryota; Metazoa; Chordata; Aves; Passeriformes; Muscicapidae
Product: erythroblast NAD(P)(+)--arginine ADP-ribosyltransferase-like
Exons: 3
Coding region: 546-1562 (338 amino acids)
Molecular function (GO): NAD+-protein-arginine ADP-ribosyltransferase activity; NAD+ poly-ADP-ribosyltransferase activity
Source: RefSeq, a predicted model, not a curated record